AUAAGGUGUAAGUACAUAAAUAUAUUAAAAUCUCAUUCAAGAACAUACUCAAACAAACUAUAGAUAAUACAAAUGCCAUUAUUUCCUCUAAAAAAAUUAACAAACCUUCAGUCAAAAAUCUAUCAACAAAUCAUCAUUACAAACUCAGCCUGUCAGAUUGCUAAUUAAUAACAUGCACACAAAAUAAUAGUCAAAAUGUUCGUCAGUGUACUCCCAGUCUUUACCAAAUAUCCGUAAAGGUAAUUAUUUUGAAUGGUAUGACACCCGUACGUACGGCCCAGGAAAGUCUAUGGACUGGAUAUACGUGUUGUACAUUGUACUGAAGCCACUCGAACUCAUCCUCACUACAAUUUUCCCACCGGAAAAAGAGUCACCCGCUUAUUUACGUAGACGUUCCAUCUUCGCUCCAGACGAUUACGACGACGAAGAGGAGGAAAACUCAAAAAAACACAAAGUUUUUAAAAUAUUGAAUAAGUCAAACACCACUAUAUUUGCGACGGAUGUUAAAAAACGAGAUCGCAAUAGCAAUUAUACCAGGGGUAAUAGAAGCAGUAGCGACGGUCGCGCUUUUGGUGCUAAAGAUACUUACGGUAACGUCACCGCAACUCCCAGUACUAUCAGCGGUAUAACUUUUGAUAAUAACAAUACUAGAGGCUUCACAGAACACAUCAGCAGUGACACUAACGCCUUAACAGGAGCCGGUAGUGAUGGAAAUACUUCCUACGUAGAACCUCAAAGUGGCAGUACAAAUAGGCAACCAGUGAACAUUAGUGGCAAUACUACUGCCUUAACAAGGCAUAAAGGUGGCAGUACCAUCGGAUUCACUACAGGCACCGAAACUAAAAGCAGUGUCGAUGCUUUAACAGGAGGUACUGUUGCUAGCAGUUCUAAUGCUUACAGUGGUGAAGUUACCAGAAGUGUCACUCCCCAUUCAAGAGGCGUGGGUGAUAAUACUCUUGCGUUAUCAGGAACUACAAAUACAGAUACUAAUACAUUGCCUCCAGGCCUUAAUGGUGCCAAUAAAAACAAAGGUGUAGAUUCUAGUGCAUUUGCAGGAGUUCGUAAUGGCGGUACAGGUACCUUCAAAGGAAACAAAAGCACUAUUGCAGGGGAUUUUAGUACUGACACCAGUGCCUUUGUAGUUGGCUCCAGUGGCGGUACUAGUGUCGUCAUAGAGAGCAAGAGUGUUGACACUGAUGCCUUUACGCGUGGCCUUCGUGGUGACACCACUGCCCUGGCUGGUAGUAAAAAUGGAAACGUUUUGGUCUUGUCACGGGGUCUUGGUGGAGGUACGAGUAUCGUUACGGACAACAAAAGUGGUGAUGUCAGUGCCUUUACAACUAGUCUUGGCGGCGACACUACCAACCUGACCGAAGAUAAAACUCCAGAUAGUGGAACCUUUGCAAAAUCUCUUGGAGGUGGUACUGGUAUCGUUACGGGUGGCAAAAGUGCUGAUGUCAGUGCCUUUACACGUCAUCUUGAUGGCGACACCAGUACCCUGACAGGAAGCAAAGCUGCAAAGACUGAAGCCUUGACAAAAGGUCUUGAUGGAGGCACUAAUAUCGUUAUAAGUGGCAAAAGUGCUUAUGUCAAUGGCUUUAGCAGUGACCUUGGUGGCAAUACCAGUGUCCUGGUAGGUGGGAGCAGUGCAGACACUGAUGCAUAUCCAGAAGGUUUUGGUGCCACCAGUACUGGUAUCGUUACAGGUGGUAAAAGUGCUGAUAUCAGGACAUUUAGAGAUGACUUUAGUGUUGACACCAAUACCCUGACAAGGGGCAAGAGUACAGAGACUGGUGCCUUUGCAAAAGGUCUUAGUGGUAGUACUAGUAUCGUUACAGGUGGGAAAGGUGGUAAUGCUAGUGCCGUCCAACGUGGUCUUGGUGGCGACAUUAGCGCCCUAACAGAUGCCAAGAGUGCGAACACUGGCGCUUUUGCAAGAAAUCUUAGUGGAGGUACUAGUUCCAUUACGGGUGGCAAAACUACUGAUGUCAGUGCCCUUACACGUGGUCUUGUUGACGACACUAGUACCCUGACUGGAGGCAAAACCGCAGAGAGUGAAGCCUUUGCAAAAACUCUUGGUGCUGGUACUAGUAUCGUUACGGGUAGCAAAAGUGAUAAUGUCAGUGCUUUUACACGUGGUCUUGGCGGCGAUACCAGUACCCUGAUGGGAGACAAAACUGCAGAGAGUGUAGCCUUUGCAAAAGCUCUUGGUGGUGGUAAUAGUAUCGUUGCUGAUGGCAAAAGUGAUAACAUCAGUGCCUACACACGUGGUGGCGUUACAAAUAUUUUCAAAGGGGACAAAAAUGUUGAUAUCAAUAUCUUGACAGGAGGCAAAACUGUUACUGGUGCAUUUUCCGGAGGCCUAAGCAGCGGUACUAGUUUUGUCAAAGGAUCUAAAAGUGUUAAUAUUAAUGAUCCUGGCAACCUUAGUAGCGAUAACAGUGUCUUCAUAUGGGGCAAAAGUACUGGCGUCAGUGAUUUCACAGGUGGCAAAAGGGCAGCCACUGGAACCUUUGCAGGGAACAUUGGUGGGGACACUAGUAUUAGCACAGGUGGGAAAAGUGCCAAUGCUAGUGGCUUUUUCAGAAGCAUUGGUUUAAAUAGUGCUUUUGGAGGUACAAGUACUGAUAUCAGUGCUAUUAACGGUCUUGGUGGUAGUAUGAGCACAGGAGGCAAAACUUCCGAUGUUAGUGCCUUAUCAGGAGGCCUUGGUGGCGGUACUAAUGCUAUGUUAGGAGGCAAAAACACCGAUACCACUACAUUUCUAGGAGGUUUUAGUACAAAGACUUCCACAGUAGGCCAAAGUGUGGAUACAGGUACCUUCAGGGCAAGUAUUGGUGAAACAUUUAGUGGAGGAAAACUUAGCAGUCCCAGUGUCUUCGGAGAGGGAAUUGGCAGUGUCGCUAAAGGCGUCUCUGAUCGCUUCAGUAGUGGAGUCACUUCAGGUUUUACCUCUACCUCUGAUGGGACUAAAAGUUAUUCUGGAGAUUAUAACCUUGGUGUAGGUAAUCUCGCUAGUAGAGCAGGUGGAGGUAUCAGCAACGUUACUGGUAGCGUCUCAACUGGUACGGACGCGGUUACUAGUGGUAUCGUUGGCGGCGCUACAAAUCUUGCUAGUGGAGCCUUCAGCGGCAUUACCACGGUCAUGAGGAUAGUAAAAUUCGUUGCUUCUAGCAUGGCAGGUGGUGUAAGUGCCGUUGCUGGUGUAGCUGCAAGUAGUAUUAGCACUAUGACGGGUGGAGCUCCUAGUGGGUUUAGCACUGUUGGUAGUGGAAUUGAUUCUAUUACUAAUGGUAUAUCUAAUAUCGCUGAUGCAGCAGCAAGUGGCAUAGCAGGCGGUGCUAGUAACGUUGCUAGUGUAACUGCAACCGGCAUUAGAAGCGUUGCUGGUUUAACUGCAACUGGCGUUAGUAGCGUUGCUGGUGUAACCGCAACUGGCAUUAGUAACGCUGCUGGUGUAACUGCAACUGGCAUUAGUAAAGUUGCUGGUGUAACUGCAACCGGCAUUAGCAGCGUUGCUGGUGUAACGGCAACUGGCCUGCAACUGGCGUUAGUAGCGUUGCUGGUGUAA
Molecule: messenger RNA, 3571 nt
Organism: Spodoptera litura
Lineage: Eukaryota; Metazoa; Arthropoda; Insecta; Lepidoptera; Noctuidae
Source: RefSeq, a predicted model, not a curated record